Messenger RNA from Anopheles darlingi, 1103 nucleotides. It is a transcript of the gene HSPC300, whose product is annotated as probable protein BRICK1-B. Gene Ontology annotation, biological process: cell motility; regulation of actin polymerization or depolymerization; actin filament organization. The transcript is spliced from 3 exons. Lineage: Eukaryota; Metazoa; Arthropoda; Insecta; Diptera; Culicidae. Gene Ontology annotation, cellular component: SCAR complex. The coding region runs from base 227 to 454 and encodes 75 amino acids. Gene Ontology annotation, molecular function: protein-containing complex binding. The record is from RefSeq and is a predicted model, not a curated record.
CCUUUCCGAUCGAAACGUAAACAAACGCAGAAAAUUUUGGAAAAUUUCGAGAUUUUCCUAAAAUUUAAGCCUUUUCGGGGGUAAAAAAAUUGCAUUCAAGUUGUUUCGCAGCUCCUGCCUUGAUUCUCGUUGGAAAACCAAGCCUUACCGGCCCUGGAAACCGUGUAAACCGUGCAGACACUCGUUGUUUUGGUCUCCGGUGAAAAAGCCAGUGAAAAGGACUAAAAUGGACGCACACCGGGAGGCAAUCCAAAAACAGAUCCACCAAGACUGGGCCAACCGAGAGUACAUCGAAGUGAUAACAGCCAGCAUCAAGCGCAUCACCGACUUCCUCAACUCGUUCGAUAUGUCCUGUCGAUCCCGGUUGGCGGUGCUGAACGAAAAACUUACCACCCUCGAACGGCGAAUCGACUAUCUCGAGGCGUGCGUGACGAAGGGAGAAACGUUGCAAUAAUAGUUCCCAGGCCAGAGGCCAUGGGGUAGCACAAGGUAUGGACGGACAAUAAGAUACCUCUCUGUGGACAUCUUUCGCCGGUGCAAAAACCCUGCUGCCAAUCAACUCAGUGUCAGGAAACCGAAGAAUGACGAUUUCAUGAACCUUUUUUUUCGGAACAAAUAGAGUAUCCACCACUCAUGAUCGUAUUAGACCGGGGAGACGAUUAGGUGAUAGUGAGUAAUAGAAAAAUGUGGAAAUUUCCGGGACGCAUAGCAUAGGGUUGGUUUUCUGGAAUGACGUCGGUUUCCGUAUCAUGGAGUGCUUUCCAAUGGGCAGCAGUCCGACAUAAGACAGUUUUUGCUAACAUUUAUUUAUACUUUCCAUAUCCGUAUAAGUUCUUUCUUGUAGCGAUGUAGCGAAGUGACGAAGGCAAUCGAGAGGUGAGUCACCUCCUGUCCUAUCUUAUCACAAGACGAAUGAAACGCUUUCCAGUAUGAGUAGUUGUAUUUCGGAAAAAAUACUUGUUCUUUCGUUCGAAGACAAAACGGAAAAGAAAAACGUUUCGGAAUCAUGCAAUUAGAACAUUCAGAAGUUCGAUAAAUGAAAAAAAAUAAAUAUUUUACUUUAUUUUUCUCAAUCUUAAUCACGAAACAAACGCAAACGUUAC